GGCUUGAAGUGCUCGAUUUAAUGCAUCACCAGGUUGCGUGUAACCACAGCAGCAUAUAGGAAUUGGGAGUAAUAUAACCAGAGAUGAUGAAUGGAAUCCGAGUCGUAUUCCUCGAGAAGAAUUUCAGGUUAGGUAAAUGCUUCAAAUGUCAACAGUUAGGGCAUUGGGCUAAGGACUGCCCCAAUAAUUCCACGCAAGAACAGGUUCCAAAUGUUUUACUUGGCAAUGGAAGUUUAGGCAAAUGCUUCAAAUGUCAACAAUUAGGGCACUGGGCUAAGCACUGCCCCAGUAAUUCGACGCAAGAACAGAUACCAAGUUUUUCACUUGGAAAUGACGUUAUUCCACCAAAAAUGUGUCGUUGUGAUAGAGAAAGUCUCAUUAUCACCUCAAAUGCCUUUACAAACCCUGGCCGAAAGUUCUACAGGUGUUAUCAGUGUGAAUUUUUUGAAUGGUGUCCUGACCUCGAAGCCUUUGCUUCACAAAACCCUAACCCUAACUCUCAGUCACGAAACCCUAACCCUAGCCUUAGCUCUUCUUCAGAUUAUCAUAGUCCAAACCCUAGCCAAAGCUCUCCUCCAAAUAACCCUAACUCUCCCACACAAAACCCCAACGCUAGCGCUCACGAAGAAUUGGGAUUGCAGCAACAGUUUGCAUCUCCUGGCUGUGAUGGGAGGAUUAAGUACAGUAAUGAGUCGUCUAUCCUGUGCGAAUGUGAAGCAGGUCCUUGCAUGCCUUUAACUACCCAGAAUGGGAAAAAUAAAGGCCAGCAGUAUUUUAAAUGCCCCAUCAAAAAGGGAGAAGGAUCUUGUGGGUUUUUCAAAUGGUGUGAUGAAUUGGUCUCAGCUACUUCCUCUUCAAAUAAUUCUGUGAAGUCCGAGCCAGAGGAAACUGUGAGAAGAAAUGGUUUCGGAACCCUGCAUUUUUGUCCUGAAGUCGCAUCUGUGAGGUUUCUAGCCAGUUGUACAAUGGCUGCAUCGGAAAGUUCAGGCAAAUGCUACAAAUGUCAUGAAUUGGGGCACUGGGCUAGGAACUGCCCCAAUGAUUCCUCGCAAGGGCAGGUACAAUAUUUUUCACCUGGCAAUGUAAGUUCAGGUAAAUGCUUCAAAUGUCAACAAUUAGGGCACUGGUCUAAUAACUGUCCCAAUAAUUCCACGCAAGAAGUACCGCAAUUUUCACUUGGCAUUGACGUUAUUCCACCAAAAAUGUGCUGCUGUCCUAGACAAUGCCUUAUUCUCACCUCAAAGACCUCUGCAAAUCCUGGCCGAAAGUUCUACAAGUGUUAUCAGUGUAAUUUUUUCGAAUGGUGUGAUGACCUCGAAGCCUCUGCCUCACAAAACCCUAACCCUAGCUCUCAGUCACCAAAUCUUAACCCUAGCUCUCAGUUGCCAAAUCUUAGCCCUAACUCCCAGUCACGAAUUCCUAACCCUGGCCUUAGCUCUCCUUCAAAUAAUCGCAGUCCGUACCCUAGCCACAGCUCUUCUGCAAAUAACCCGAACUGUAACCCUAACUCUCCCAUACGAAACCCCAACACUGGCGCUCAUGAAGAACUUGGAUCGCAGCAACAGUUUGUAUCAAUCAUGUGCGAAUGUGAAGCAGGGCCUUGCCGACUUUUAACUGCCCAAACUGAGAAAAAUAAGGGCAGGCUGUUUUUUUCGUGUCCCAUCAAAAAGGGGGAAGGAUCUUGUGGGUUUUUCAAAUGGUAUGAUAAAUUGGAUUCAGCUGCUUCCUCUUCUAUAAAAGGUGUGAGGUCCGAGCCAGAGGAAAGUGUGAGAUGAAAUGGUGCUUACCAAGAUACUGUCCAGAAAGUUUUGAGAAGAGGGAAAAAAGUUCUCCUUAUUUGUCCAUAAACUGGAGUUCAAUCCCUGCAGUUAGAUUGUCCAUAAUAUUAACAUAGGUUAUUUUUAUUUUCAA
Cryptomeria japonica (Japanese cedar) is the source of this 1911-nucleotide messenger RNA. RefSeq lists its product as uncharacterized. The transcript has 8 exons. Gene Ontology annotation, molecular function: nucleic acid binding; zinc ion binding. The coding region runs from base 84 to 1775 and encodes 563 amino acids. NCBI's taxonomy places the organism in Eukaryota, Viridiplantae, Streptophyta, Pinopsida, Cupressales, Cupressaceae. The record is from RefSeq and is a predicted model, not a curated record.